Messenger RNA from Durotheca rogersii, 919 nucleotides. RefSeq lists its product as uncharacterized. The coding region runs from base 194 to 859 and encodes 221 amino acids. Gene Ontology annotation, cellular component: nucleus. The transcript has 2 exons. The record is from RefSeq and is a predicted model, not a curated record. NCBI's taxonomy places the organism in Eukaryota, Fungi, Ascomycota, Sordariomycetes, Xylariales, Xylariaceae. Gene Ontology annotation, biological process: regulation of transcription by RNA polymerase II. Gene Ontology annotation, molecular function: sequence-specific DNA binding; DNA-binding transcription factor activity, RNA polymerase II-specific.
CAAGGUACCUAGCGCUUUAUAAACGUGCCCUGUCGUCCGUACGAACGGUCCCUUCCGGAACGCCGCGCAGACCAACUCGAUUGCGCUACCAUGACAGCAGGCCGCUGAACGGAGUCACCGCCGAUGAUUCAAGCCUGGUGAUACUAUUGCGUGCCACGCCCGUCUCCCCAAGUGCCCGAAGCCAACCCUUACCAUGCCGUACUGCUGGCCGUGCGAGCGGUACUUCUCCACCGAGACCUCUCUCCGGCAGCACCGCCGAGACUCGGGCAACCACGCCCACGACUGUUUCCGCUGCGAUCGGCACUUCACCUCCCAGUCUGCGAAGCGGCAGCAUGUCCUCAACUCCUCCCGGCACCAUCUCUGCACCGACUGCUACGACGAGCCCGAUUUCGCCUCGGCCGAAGAGCUCGACCAGCAUGACGUCGACGAGCACAACAUGUGCCGGAUCUGUCGCCGCUACUUCUCAUCUCCCUCCAAUCUGAAGAACCACCUCAAGAUCCACGCCGAGAAGAACACCGAGUGCUUCGGGUGCGUGCGGUGCUUUAACUCGAUCUCGGCCAUGGUGCUGCACCUCGAGGCUGGCACCUGCGCGUCGGGCACCGACAACGACUUCGUCACCAGAGUUGCGUUCGAGUGCCACCGGUUCCGCGAGUACACCUUCGCAGAAGGCUCCGACUGCAGCUCCGACUUCGGCAGAAGCGGCGACCGCGACUUCACGUGCCCGACGUGCCCGUCGCGCUUCCCCUACAUGAGCGGCCUGCUCCAGCACGUCGAGAGCGACCGCUGCGAAGAGGACCUGGCUUGGGGCCCCCUCGCCCAGUUCCUGCGCUACCUGGAGAAACGCAUAGCCAGCCGCUAAGGGAGGCCCGAUCGCCCAGGGGCCGCGGCCGGCCAGGGCGAGCUGGGCUCGGCCAGCGAA